UGCGCCGGUUUUGUUAAAGCAGGAUGUUACUUUCUCUUUGUCGUCUCCCAGAAUCCUCCACCUGUCGAUGUGCGGGCGGCGGCUCUUCGGGCAGAAAUCACGGAUGCAGAGGGUCUGGGCAUGAAGUUGGAGGACAGAGAAACGGUCAUCAAAGAGCUGAAGAAGUCUCUCAAGAUCAAGGGCGAGGAGCUGAGCGAGGCGAACAUCCGCCUCAGUCUGCUGGAGAAGAAACUGGACAGUUCAUCCAAAGACGCAGACGAGCGCGUGGAGAAGAUUCAGACUCGACUGGACGAAGCUCAGACUCUGCUGAAGAAGAAGGAGAAGGAGUUCGAGGAGACGAUGGACGCUCUGCAGGCCGACAUCGACCAGCUGGAGUCGGAGAAGGCCGAGCUGAAGCAGCGAAUCAACAGCCAGUCCAAGAUGACCAUCGACGGGCUGAGGGGAACCGGCCCGUCAGGAAUCGCCUCCAUCGUCACGGGAAUAGCAGGAGAGGAACAAAAAGCCAACAUGAUGUCCGGCGUCACCUCAGCUUCGGGGGUCCAGGUGAUCGACUCCCCUCUGCUGACUCAGCAGAUUGAAGCUCAGAGACUCUGCAUCAAACAGCUGAAGAACGACAACAACAGGAUGAAGGCUGAGAAGAUGCGCGCCCAGCUCGCCGCUCUGCCUCCGCUCCAUGUGACCAAACUCCCCUCCAGAGACGGAGGACGUCCUGAAGUGCUCUCCAGCGCCCUCUACCGCAAGACUGACCAGCUCCUGGAGACUCUGCUGCAAAUGAGCGCCAACGUCAAGGUGGUGGACAUCACGGGGAAAUCUCCAGUGACACCGAGUGCUCAGCUGCUGGAACAAACUGCCAGACUCCAGUCUCUGAGCGACACUCUGGGCCGACUGAAGGACGAGGUGGCCGAGCACGUGGUCAACCAGCAGCCCGGAGCUCGAGUGACGUCCGACUUCGCCACUUUCCCUUCGACUGCGUUUGUGAAGGCGAAGGAGGAGAGGCAGGGCGACACGGUGCUGGUGGGUCGGGUCAUGGUGCCGUGUCUCCGCGGUCAGGAGCAGGUCCACCGUCUCGUCCUGUCACAGACUCAGCUGCACAGAGUCCACAGUCUGCUGCGGACCUAAACUCCACCCGCCCCCCCCCACGACCUUGCCCGCUACACCACCAACGCAACACCACCGACCCCUUCGUCGUCAUCAUCAUCAUCAGCUUCGUCUCCACUCCAGAGCCGAACACACAGGGAGGGAAUCACUGCACGAGUGGUGAGGUUGAUAUCAGGCCGUGGUCCGAGUCUCCACCCUCUUGGUUUUUAAAAGUGAGGAUCAUUAGAAUCUAAAUAAUUAGCCAAUUAAUCAAUUUACAAAAAUAAUGUUGAUGAUUACCUCAAUGGUUCCAAUCCUUCUCUGAUUUUUUUUAACCAAUAAUUUAAACAUUUCUUAAAUAACAAAAAGAUCAAGAAUAAUAACAUUAAGAUUAAUUCUUAAAGAAUAAUUAGUGAAACUGCCCCUAAGACAGAUUUAUUUAGACUUUUUCUUUAUUUAAAAAUUUGAAAUAAGACAACUUUGCUCUGACUACAGCCCUGAACACGGCAGAUUAUGGAGAUUAUCACGACUGAGACUGAGUCUGAAAUGUAAAUUGAUGACUGCACUGCUGCAUGCUCCCCAGAAUCACUGCAAUCCUUAUUAUCACUGUUUACUGAGUGCUGAUUGAGCCUUGGCCCUGGUGUGGAACCUGCAGUGUGGUUUAUAUUCGGCCGAAUCACUGGAUGUCGCUCCACGUCUGUGUGUUUAACUGUUGUGGACAUUUUUUAUAACUCCACUGUCUGAAGGGAAAGAGAAACUAGAUGUGUCCAUUUAAAGUCGUGGACGUUUUAUCCUGAACUGAUGAAGUGACAUGAAAGUCAACGACAGUUUGUGUUCAGGAUUGAGGUUUGUUUUCUUGCUGCACAGAACAAGAGAUGCAGAUUAAUCUUAAAUUCACUGUGUAGAAUUCUUUUACUUUGUUUAUUUAAAACAGCUCGACUGCACUUUAGUCAGAUGAAACAUUAUAUAUGAUUUAAGUUACGUAGUAUUUAUAAAACGCCUGGUGUAGGUUGUUACUGUCGACGUUUACCUGCUUGGUAAAACCGUUAAAUUGGCUGUUACUGUUUGUCCAAGCCUUAAGCCCGCAGAGCCUCGUGUUGAAGAGCGGUCACCUGCCUUACUUUUCAUUUGACUCAACCAAACUUUAUUUAAAAACACAUCUUUGCCAAAGACUCUGUUUCUCUUCAUCACGUGAGCGAUUUUUAAAAAAGGUUUUAGUUCCUUAACUCCUGCUAACGUUUUAUUUAUCUAAUGUUUUAUUUGAAUGAUUUUAGAUGAUUUGUGUUUACACUGUUUUAUGUUGUAAGUAAUGGGCAUAGUGCAUCUACGUGACUGAAGCUUCAGAGGGAGAAUGCAGACGUUAUUUAUUCGUCGUGUUUAUCUGUGAUGGUCGUGAGCAGCUGAUGUUCGGAAUCUUAUCGUACCUUCUCCUCAUGUGGCUUCCUGCUCUCACCACUGGAAACUGAUCAAUAAACACGGUAAAGCCAGUGA
Messenger RNA from Paralichthys olivaceus (Japanese flounder), 2568 nucleotides. The record is from RefSeq and is a predicted model, not a curated record. Lineage: Eukaryota; Metazoa; Chordata; Actinopteri; Pleuronectiformes; Paralichthyidae.